AUGACUACUCACGUUGGGGAAGUUAACAUUCCAAGUCAUCAAGAUUUUGAAUAUUUUGUUAAUCUUGCAAAAGAUGAAAAUUGUUGGGCUAGAAGCUAUACUAGUAAAAGUAAAACACUUCCGAUAUCAGCUUUCACUCGAGUUAUUGACGGAAAUGAUAUCAAGGCUGUUAAAGUUGAAUCCAUUUUUUCAGGCGUUUCUGCUGUCGAUGUUUACGAAAGCCUUCAAGAUCCCGAGUACCGCAGAACAUGGGAUGAUGCGAUGAAAGAAGGCUUCCGGAUUUGUUACGUUUCACCAAACAGUGAAAUUGGUUAUUACAGGUUAAAAUCGCCAUUUGGGUUGAAAGACCGGGAUUUUGUCAAUCAACGAUCCUGGUAUAUUGGUGAUAAUGUUUAUAUAAUAAUGAACCACAGUGUUGUUCACAAGAAAAUGCCACAGAUUGAGGGUGUUGUUCGAGGAAUUUCUUGUAUAACCGGAUAUUUGAUUAAACCCAUUGGAAACGAUUCUUGUGAAUUUACUUACAUUACUCACUCAGAUCCAAGAGGUAAAAUUCCAACUUGGGUUGUGAACACAACGGUAAAGACAUUUGCUCCUCUGCUAACAAAGCGUUUAUAUGAAGCUGCUUGUGGAUAUGUAGCGUGGAAAGCCACCCAUAAUCCAGAUUUCAGACCAUGGAAUAAUUUUAGCCAACUUCAAACUUUUCCGAAACUCGACCCUGCAGAUGUUGGUAUGCUGAAUGCUUUAUCUGUCAGUGAAAUCAGUGAUAAUGUGGAAGUGCCAGAUCGAAGAAUAAUUUCACCACCUUCUUCUGAAAAUAGUCCAACCCUCCAUGACUACGAAAAGGCUAUUAAAGUAGAUCCUGUCAAAUGGUAA
Molecule: messenger RNA, 873 nt
Organism: Rodentolepis nana
Lineage: Eukaryota; Metazoa; Platyhelminthes; Cestoda; Cyclophyllidea; Hymenolepididae
Source: the annotation of a GenBank genome assembly